AGGGAGUGAGAGGAUUCUUGUAACUUGCUUGCCCUGUGUUUUGGUUCAAAUCCUGGGGUGUCUGAGUCUCAGUGAGUGUGCCAAUGCUUAGUACCCGACAUCUCUCCAUCACUCUGAGAAGUUACCGGUCUCACACAAAGACCUGGAAUCCGUGCAUUUGAGGGGUCUGACGGCACUUUUGCCUCUAGUGAGGCUGCAAGGAGGGGACCGAUGGGCUUGAUUCUGGAAGAUCUUGCUGGUGGCUUCUGUUGUUGUUUGGCUUUAACAUUUGUAUAACGAUCACAUCUUUAUCGUUCAAUGUGGAUUCAGUCGAUUUGUUGUAUAAACUGUGCAGCUGUACAACCCCCUCUACCAAGAAUAACCAGGGAGUCUAUUCAAAUAUGGAAAUGCGCUUUGUAAUUAUUCACCAAGAACUGCAUGACCAAUGUUAUGCUUGGCAAACAUGAGUGCUGUAUACUCAUUUUGCUCCAGUUCUGUCAUUUUUAUUUUUCUUGUGCUAUUUCUGUGUUGACUGUGAGGUUGGUGUUGGGUGUCUUCUUCAGUUGCUUUCCAUCUUGCCUUUGAGACAAGGUCUCUUACUGAACCUGGACCCUCUAAUUCCACUCUGUGGACUGGCCAGAAAUUCCCAGGGAUCCUCCUGUAUAUACAUAUGGGUUGGUAAUUGCAGUGCUCCUGGGUAGGACCCUGGUCAACUAAUCCUCAGGGAUGGCAGCCAUCAACGGAUGGCCCUCCUGGGGUCCCCUCAUGGACCAGUCUUGGGAGAUGGCAGCUGCUGGCCCCUCUGCCUCCUGGGCCCUGUGCCCUCAGGUUGCAGCAUGGUCCAUACAGGGAAGCCCUGAGGAGGAGGGAAGAAGGACAGCUGUGCUUCCAACAGCUCAGGUCCAGGAACCAGUGACUUUCAAAGAUGUGGCUGUGGCCUUCACCCAAGAAGAAUGGGGGCAGCUGGACCUUGUUCAGAGGACUCUGUACCGUGAUGUGAUGCUGGAGACCUAUGGACACCUACUGUGUGUGGGGAAUCAGAUUGCUAAGCCUGAAGUCAUCUCCCUGUUGGAACAAGGAGAAGAGCCAUGGUCAGUGGAGCAAACAUAUCCUCAAAGCACUUGUCCAGAGUCGAUGAGAAAUGUUGAAAGCAAAGCAUUGAUUCCAGCACAAAGUGGUUUUGAGGAAGAACAAUCCAAUGAAAUCACACUAGAAAGAUACAUAUGGGAUGAUACUUGCCUCUCCAAGCUAGGAGUUUUGGGAUGUGAAAACCAAUUAGAAAUGUAUCACAUGAACCGGAGUACAGGUAUGAGGCAAAUGGUUUUCAUGCAAAAACAAGUACUUUCUCAACGUGGUUCUGAAUUCUGUGAAGUUGGCACAGCGUACAGCCAAAGCUUAAACUUGAUUCCAUCUCAGAGAGUUUCUCAAUUAGAACAUUUCUAUAAACCUGAUUCACAUCUUGAAAGUUGGAGCUGUAAUUCAGCUAUAAUGUAUGCAGAUAAGGUUACUUGUGAAAAUAAUGAUUAUGACAAAACCUUCUGCCAGGCUAUUCAGCCUGUUUAUCCUGCAAAAAUGAAAACUGGAGAUAACCUGUUCAAAUGUACUGAUGCUGUGAAGUCUUUCAAUCAUAUUAUACAUUUUGGUGACCAUAAAGCAGUACAUACAGGAGAAAAACUCUAUGAAUAUAAGGAAUGCCAUCAAAUCUUUAACCAGGGACCAUCACUCAAUGAACACCCAAGACUUCAAAUUGGAGGAAACCAGUAUGACUAUAAAGAAUAUGAGAAUAUCUUUUAUUUCUCAUCUUUUAUGGAACAUCAAAAAGUCAGUACUGUAGAAAAAGCAUAUAAAUACAAUGAAUGGGAGAAAGUCUUUGGGUAUGACUCAUUACUUGCUCAACAUACAAGCACAUAUACUACAGAGAAACCCUAUGAAUAUAACAAAUGUGGAGCAUCUUUUAUCUGGAGCUCUUACCUUAUUCAGAAUAAGAAAACUCAUACUGGAGAGAAACCCUAUGAAUGUGAUAAAUGUGGAAAAGUUUUUAGGAAUCGUUCAGCCCUUACUAAACAUGAACGGACUCACGCUGGAAUAAAACCCUAUGAAUGUAACAAAUGUGGGAAAGCCUUCAGUUGGAAUUCUCAUCUUAUUGUACACACAAGAAUCCAUACAGGAGAAAAACCUUAUGUAUGUAAUGAAUGUGGGAAGUCUUUCAACUGGAACUCCCAUCUUAUUGGACAUCAGAGAACUCAUACUGGAGAGAAACCUUUUGAAUGUACUGAAUGUGGAAAAUCUUUUAGCUGGAGUUCCCAUCUUAUUGCCCACAUGCGAAUGCAUACUGGAGAGAAACCCUUUAAAUGUGAUGAAUGUGAAAAAGCUUUUAGGGAUUAUUCAGCUCUUAGUAAACAUGAAAGAACUCACUCUGGAGCAAAACCAUAUAAAUGUACUGAGUGUGGAAAGUCCUUCAGUUGGAGUUCCCAUCUCAUUGCUCACCAGAGAACUCACACAGGAGAGAAACCUUAUAAUUGUCAAGAAUGUGGUAAAGCUUUCAGAGAACGCUCAGCCCUUACUAAACAUGAAAUUAUUCAUUCUGGGAUUAAGCCCUAUGAAUGUAAUAAAUGUGGAAAAUCCUGUAGCCAGAUGGCUCAUCUUGUUAGGCACCAAAGGACUCAUACUGGAGAAAAACCUUAUGAAUGCAAUAAAUGUGGAAAAUCCUUCAGUCAGAGCUGUCACCUUGUUGCUCAUCGGAGAAUUCACACUGGAGAGAAACCCUAUAAAUGUAAUCAAUGUGAAAGAUCCUUUAAUUGUAGCUCUCACCUUAUUGCACACAGGAGAACUCAUACUGGAGAGAAACCAUACAGGUGUAAUGAGUGUGGGAAGGCAUUUAAUGAGAGUUCUUCCCUUAUUGUACACUUAAGAAACCAUACUGGAGAGAAACCCUACAAAUGUAAACAUUGUGAAAAAGCUUUUUGUAAGAAUUCGUCCCUGAUUAUCCAUCAGAGAAUGCAUAGUGGGGAGAAACGCUUUAUAUGCAGUCAGUGUGGAAGAGCCUUUAGUGGUCACUCGGCUUUACUUCAACAUCAGAGAAAUCAUAGUGAAGAGAAACUGUAACUGAAUUGGUCAAAGACUUUUUUUAUUGUAUGUUUGACAACACAUUGCGGUGGGGGAGAUCUUAUAAAUAUAACUAAGGGAUGUUUUUCACUAAGAAUUUAGUAAGACUAUAUUAUACAACAAGAACUCUUUUUGUUGUUGUUGUUGUUUUUAGAAGAAACCUAAGUGACGUGAAUGAAAAGACAAGGGGAAGCCUUUGGGCUGUUAGGUAGCCUGCAUUCAGUGUUAGGAAAUUAUAGAAAGAAGCUCUAAGCUUCUCACUUGGUAUACAAGGAAUCCAUGUUUGAGGAACAUGAUUGAAUGAAUAAGGUAUUCUAGCAAGAGCUCUAAUUUGUAGAUCAAAAUGUAGAAAUUUGUGCAUUGUUCAGAGGGAAGUCUUGUGCCAAGAAUAGUGUUUUUACUGGAAAGUUACUAUUUGGAAUAUUAGAUGGAAAGUUUCAUGUUAACAUUUUGUGUGUAAUCAUAGAAACAGAUUUUGCUAUUACAAGGGGAGGGUCUAGGCGCUUUUUAAGAGAAUAUGGAAUAGUAAAUCUGAAUUUAAGAAAAAACUAGCGUAGUAUUGAGUAGGGUAUUUACUGUUGAUCAAGGAUAAUCUCUUUGGAAAAAAAUUCGUAAAGGAGAUCACUAAUUAUAGAAGAUUGAAAGGCUCUUUCCUAGAAAUAUGAGACUGAGUUUUGAAACAGAAAAUGGUACUUAAUAAUGUAGUAUCAGUGUCCAUUGCUACUUAUCACUGAAUUAUUGGGCAGUUUGUUUAUAACUUUUUAGGCAAUCACUAUAAAUUGUAAUUGUGGAGAGUCUGGCAGAGUACAUAGCAGAAGUAACAACAAGAAGGACACAGUUGUAUAUAAACAUCUGCUGUAACCUUUAAAAAAGUAUGUUUGGAUAAAGACUUCUUAGAUCCAUGGAGAAACUAACCCAUUUAAUUUAAGUUUAUUAUUAUUAUUUUAAUAUUUGUUUUACAAAUACAAAAGAACUUACCAUGUUCUAGGCUUCAUUUGUAAUGCUUUUUUUUUUAAUUUCUUUAACUGUAUGAAGUAAGCUACCCUAGUUUUACAGCCCCCAUUUUACAAAUGGAUAAACAGAAGCAGAGAUAUUGAGUAACUUACCCAAGUGACACAUGUAGUAAGAUAUGCAGUUGAGAUUAUUUGGCUCCAGAGUUUGUGUUUUUAACCACUGAGUUUUCUUUCUUUUGUUGAGUGUUUUUAUAGUAAAUAUUUGAUAAUAAAAUUCAAGAAAAUUCUAA
Molecule: messenger RNA, 4327 nt
Organism: Meriones unguiculatus (Mongolian gerbil)
Lineage: Eukaryota; Metazoa; Chordata; Mammalia; Rodentia; Muridae
Gene: Znf606
Product: zinc finger protein 606
Exons: 7
Coding region: 706-3084 (792 amino acids)
Biological process (GO): regulation of DNA-templated transcription
Source: RefSeq, a predicted model, not a curated record